Molecule: messenger RNA, 879 nt
Organism: Glarea lozoyensis ATCC 20868
Lineage: Eukaryota; Fungi; Ascomycota; Leotiomycetes; Helotiales; Helotiaceae
Product: maintenance protein MGM101
Exons: 2
Coding region: 1-879 (292 amino acids)
Biological process (GO): recombinational repair; interstrand cross-link repair
Cellular component (GO): mitochondrial nucleoid; mitochondrial chromosome
Molecular function (GO): single-stranded DNA binding
Source: RefSeq, a predicted model, not a curated record
AUGGCAACAAAUCUUCCACGAGCCGCACGCUCUGUUCUAUCAGGAGCUGCAUAUAGACAAGCUACAAAUCAUAUGAGAUUACAGUUCCACUGUUCAGUUCGAUCACAAUCUAUAUCUUCGACUGCGAGGACCGCCGCGAGCCCAAAUCCACCGUAUGUCCGUAAAGCCAACAAUGGCAGCCCGCCGCCAGCGAAACAAACUCCCGCCCCAGCGAAAGCAGCCGCAGCAGCACCUAGACCUGCGCAAAACCAGGCAGUAUCCAUGGUCGAUGAUCAGUCGCCUAUAAAGGAUAUGAGCUCUGGUCUGGCAGAUGAGCCAAUAAUUCUGGACGAAGACUCGAAGCAGGUUGACUGGGGGAGGUCUUUCCACGGACUAUCAACCCAACCUUUUUCGAAAGAAGCUGCAGAUAUCUUGCUCACCCCUAUACCCUUUGAUGACGUGGAAGUGAAGCCGGAUGGAAUUAUAUAUUUCCCAGAGAUCAAAUAUCGCAGGGUGCUGAAUAGAGCUUUCGGUCCUGGAGGCUGGGGGCUAGCUCCAAGAGGAGAAACGAUUGUUACUCCAAAAAGCAUUACUAGAGAAUAUGCGUUAGUUGCGCAUGGCAGAUUAGUCUCCGUCGCUCGGGGUGAGCAACAGUACUUUGAUCCGGAGGGAAUCCCCACAGCCACCGAGGGCUGUAAAUCCAACGCCCUUAUGAGAUGUUGCAAGGACUUGGGAGUCGCCAGUGAGCUUUGGGAUCCACGAUACAUUCGAAAGUUCAUGAAGGAAAAGGCAAAACAAGUUUGGGUGGAACAUGUGGUCAGCAAGAAGAAGAAGCAAAUAUGGAUCAGAAAAGACGAUGAGGUUCGGUAUCCAUUUAAGGAAUCCAAAUUUGGGGCAUAA